AUGAGCGACGACGAAGUUCCGUUGAAAUCUGAUAUUCAAAACGCCUUUCGAAAGUUGCGUGCCAUUCCGGCGAACAAAGUUUGUUUCGACUGUGGUGCUCGGAAUCCAUCAUGGGCAUCAAUAACUUACGGUGUUUUUAUAUGUAUUGAUUGUUCAUCAGUUCAUCGUAAUCUUGGAGUACAUAUCACAUUCGUUCGUUCAACUACGCUUGACACCAAUUGGACGUGGCUACAAAUACGUGCUAUGCAAAUUCAGUUUUUCAAACAACACGGUUGUAAUACAACAGAUGCACAGCAGAAGUACAAAAGUCGAGCAGCUACUUUGUAUAAGGAUAAAUUAGCAAAUUUGGCAGCACAAGCGCAUAAGCGCUAUGGAACAGACAUGAUGAUGGAGGGUAGUGGUUUGAUUUGUGGUGAACCCUCAGCUGAUGAGCAGUCAUCUGAACAACACGAUUUCUUCUCACAAGAAUUCGUUGCGCAUCAUAGUAAUUCAUCGUCCUCGAUAACACAGGAUGCAUUCAUUAAUGAACCACAGACUGAUAUGAAAGGUCCAAGUGUAGAGGGUCUUCCAGUGGGGAGUCCACCGAAAUCACAAAAAAGUCUCGAUAUAAAAUCAACAAUAAUUGGUAAAAAGCCAGUGGUGAAAAAAGCAACGCUUGGUGCAAAAAAAGGUCUAGGAGCACACCGUGUGAAAACGACAAACUUUGCAGAAGUGGAACAGAAAGCUGCUCAAUAUGAUAAAGAACGUGAAGCAUUAAGUAAUCUUUCAAUUCGGGAUUCGAAAAGUGACGAUUCAACUAGUUCAAGUCAACAGCAAAAGUUAUCUUCAAGACUUAUGAUGCAAGAUAUUGAGAAACAGAAGCAAACUACGGAGGCAAAACUGAAAGCAAGCAGCGAUCCGGGUAAAGCGGAAAUGCUUGAUCGAUUAGGUAUUGGUAUGACUGGUUUUGGUGCUAAAGGUGGCGUGAGUCACUCAGUUGCAAGUGGCAUUAUAACAAUUCAGCAGGACGGCGUUUCAAAAGGAUCAUCAAACGCCACCUCGAGCGCUAUAUCGUCUUAUAAGGGCAGGGAUGAUGAAUGGGAACUCAUUGACGAUUCAUCAAAGUUGAUUAAUUUGUGUAGUGAGGUGAGAAGUGAUCCGAGUUCGUAUAGUAUCGCCGAUGCUGUGUUUUCGUCGAAAUCUUUUUCUAACGACAACAGCUCGAACGAAACGAAAAAGGACGAGUUCUUUGAUGCUUGGGACGUACAACCCACUCCAGCGACUGCAAGUAGAAAAGCGUUCGUUUUCGUCGAUGAUUUUAUCACUUUUCAUCUCAUGUAUUCCUUACAAGAAAACAAUGAGCCAGUUUAUAGCACAAAAGCAAUAAUGAUAAGCUUUGCUUUUAGUGUACGUUCAUCGGCAAGAGUCGUAGCACAUUCUGAACCAGUAUCUGACGAAGAAGCGUUGAAGAAAUUUGCGAACGCAAAGGCGAUUUCAUCAGAUCAGUUCUUCGGUCCGCCGCAAUUGGAUUAUGAGACACAAACAAAGUUAAAUCAGUUCGGGAAUUCGACUGGAAUCGGAAGCGCAGAUUUGUUCGGAAAUGCAAAUGAGUCACAUUCAACGACAAGCGCUUAUUCAAGUUAUAGCAGUCAGAUGCCCGAAAUGUCUGACAUUAAGGAUAGUAUGCGACUGGGUGUCACCAAAGUGGCUGGCAAAUUAUCAUCAUUGGGCAGUUCGGUUUCUUCGUAUCUAUCGGUUGGUGAUUCUUUCAUUAAAUAUUGUCAUUAA
Molecule: messenger RNA, 1767 nt
Organism: Anisakis simplex (herring worm)
Lineage: Eukaryota; Metazoa; Nematoda; Chromadorea; Rhabditida; Anisakidae
Source: the annotation of a GenBank genome assembly